AACGUGUGUUAUGAGAGGAUUCUACACUGGCAUCCAGGGAAGAGGAGCCCUUGUCUCACUGACGAUACCCCCCCAUCAGGAGACAGACAGGCGGAGCAGGUACUAGGAGAGUCCAGUCAGCUCAGGACUCCCUCACCCCCCACGACCAGGCAGAGGAGAUACCAACCAAGGAUCCAUAUUAACGAUAGCAGGUAGUCAUAACCAGAUCAUGUGACAACAAACACAGCCAACAACUGAAAGCUGUAAAUGAUGGACAAACCAAAUGGAAAUGGCUUAUCCCCUACAGGUGCAGAGAAUGGACUGAAGGGGAAACCACCAUACUCCGUAGAGACACCGUAUGGCUUCCGUCUAGACCUGGACUUCCUCAAGUAUGUGGAUGACAUCGAAAAGGGCAACACCAUCAAGAGAGUCCACAUCCAGAGGCGGAGCAGGGGCCCUAGGUCCAGUACUCUGCCCCGGUACCUCAGCCUCUCUGGGAACGGCUACCGGCCCAGCCCCUGGGGCUCCACUGGCGCUCUGGCCCCCAGGUCCCGGCUCCUGGAGGGCCAGCACGGCUACGGAUCCUGCACCUUUGACGGAAGGUCGCCGGCCUCUCCGGGAGGGUUCAGAUCUCGGGCCGAAAUGGAGGCCAGCGUCAGGGCCUUCGAUGAGCAGUCUCUGGGGGAGCACAUCCGGCCUCACCUCCUCCGAGCCUCCAGCCUGCCUCUCACCGUGCAGCUGAGGAAGGGCUCCGAGUCCACGGAGGACCCCGGCAGUCUGCAGAGCUCCCGGGACCACCUGGGAGGGAGGGACACGUCCUCCGAAGACAUCUCCUACUGCCCGGAGAGCUCCUCGGACGGCGGCCCGCCAAGCCAGGACUUCUCUGGGACGCUGCGGCGCCUCAGCGAGGCCCUGGAGCGCGUGGGCGAGCUGGAGCUGGAGGUCAGGGUCGUCCCCGAGCUCCGGGCUCAAAUCUGCAUCCUCCAGGAGGAGAGGGAGAGGCUCCGCCUGGGCCUGGCCCCCCGCCCCGGGCCCCGAACCUCGGCCAACGGCGCCAAAGACCCCCCCUACGCCACCUCGGACCUCAAAAGACCCCGACAGGACAGUCAGAGCCUCGUGUUCCCCCCCCGCGGCCACGACAUGGCGGAGGGAGACGGGAACCCCAGCCACGAGUGGAGGACCAGCACGGACCUGGACGAGCUGCUGACGGUGACCUCUCUGCAGGCCAAGGUGGCGGCACUGGAGCAGAAGCUCCACGAGAGCAGCCUGGAGCUCCAGAGGGCCAGGGCGCUGCUGAGGGAGCAGCUGGAGGAGAGGCGCAGGAAGGAGGGCCGGCUGGAGCAGCUGACCCGGAACACCGGGGUGUGGGUCCGAGCCGAGAGGGUGGCCGUGGACCAGGACGGGGAGGAGAGCUCCACAGGAGGACGCACCUCCGCGGCAUUGCUGGACCGCGGCCCGUCCACCUCAGGUGGGUUGAACGAAGAAGCCCCGACCUCCGCCGAUUCGACCGACCCUAAAGAUGGAGAGGAGAACCACAACGGCGUGGCUUCAGCCAACCGAAGGUCCAUGGAAGUCCAGGCGAGCGACGCGUCAGAGGAGGCCCCACAGGGGGGCCCGGACCCUGGGGAGGCGGCCUUCCAUGUGAGCAGGAUCCAGCAUCUCCUGGAACAGCAGUGGGUGCUCCUGUGCGGGGGGGGAGAACCAGGGAGGGGCGAGACCCCGGAACACCCCGACGCCAAGGUCACCUCGCUCCAGCAGGAGAUGAUGAGACUGAUCCACACGCUCUCCUCCUCCUACUCCCCGGGACACCCUGAGGGUGAACAACAUGGAGCCCCCAAAUCCAUCAUGAAGAGGAACGGAGGGGCCAGAACGUCCAAGAACCUGCACUUUGCUGCUGAGGACGAGGGAUGUGUAACAAACUGGAGUGAGGAGUCGUCCACUGGGGACUGUGAGAGGGAAAGCAGCCGCGGUGGCCGGGGGGAUGGUAGUCCAACACGAGCUGGCCCUGAGGACAGCACACCGAACGUGGGGGGAGAGGGGCCCGUGGGGGGAGAGGGGCCCGUGGGGGGAGCAGAGCCUGAGGCGCACACAGUCGGAGGGGAGGAUCCAGAGAGGACAGCAGGAAGCGUGGCUGUGGACGCUGGUCCUCCAGAGAGCCCCUCCAGGACGGACACAGCAGACCCAGAGAAGGAGAUGAGGACGGGGCCGUGCUCCGAGCCUGUCCCUGGACAACCUCCAGGAAUAGAAACUGUCAGCGGGGAGUUUAUGGGUGCCUGUCAGUUCCUGAAAGACCACAUGGACAACAUGGACAACCCCAAUGAUGAGAUGAGACAGGCCCUUGUGGUGCUGUUCCAGAACUGGUUCAAGGUGGCAGCUGAGGAGGACUCUUCAGCCGCGAGGGUGGCUCUGAACCUGAGGGAAGUGAAGACGACGACCCCUUCUCUGUUGCCCUUCCUGGUGAACCUGGCCGACGACAACAGCAACACCGCCCUUCACUACAGCGUGUCCCACUCCAACUACAGCAUCGUCAGCCUUCUACUGGACACAGGAGUGUGCGAGGUUAACCUCCAGAACAAGGCGGGCUACACAGCGGUGAUGCUGGCCUCUCUGACGGCCCCGGACAGCCCCGCGGACUUGGAGGUGGUCCACCGGCUGAUGGAGACGGCCGACGUCAACGCCCGCUCCAGCCAGGUGGGUCAGAGCGCGCUGUUCCUGGCGGUCCGGCACGGCCGCGUGGUCAUGGUGCGCCUGCUGCUGAGCUGUGGGGCCGACGCCAACGUCCAGGACCGCCAGGGCGCCACGGCGCUGAUGUGCGCCAGCGAGCGGGGACACACUCACAUCGCACGGCUGCUGCUGGACCGGGACCACUGCGACGUCAGCCUCACAGACCGGCGGGGGCGCACUGCUCUCUCCAUCGCCCUGCAGGGCUCCCACGGUGACACGGCCGCUCUGCUGCAGGCCCACGCCAAGGCCAGGGGACUCUGAUACACGCACACAUCUACGUUUCGCUAGAGACCUGGGAACAGACCAAACAGUGUCCUUGACAUCUCGAAUCCAUAGCCUUCUUCUAGUGUGCAACAAUUAGUUUCCUGUUUGGACAUUCAUUGUUGGAACAGUAAACCAUGCUGGGGGCAGACAUGGUUGGGAGCUUUAAGUGUAGAUUAAAACAUAAAGUGCUAGUGUAGACGUUAUGGAUGUGUGGGUCUGGGACUGUAGCUGGAUGGAUCACUGAAUUGAUUGCACAGAUCAAUGCUGUUAGACUGGCCCUUCAGAGUCGCAUUUAGUCAAUGAUGUUGCAUUGUAUUUCUGAAGUGCCAAUGCUUAUAAAUACUCGAAGAAUGUGUGUGUCGAUGCUGCAUGUUUGAAAAGCAGCUUAGGUCUGGUAGCUUUAUACACAGUGGGUGAAUGUAAUUAUACAAACUGAUGUUAAAUACGUGAGGUAAAUGUUCCUUGUUGUUUGCUCGGUUCAGUCAAUGGGAGCGUUUGUUUAACAUGAUGCUGUAAUCGCAGCUCGUUUCCGUGUCCCGGUCGUGUGCUUUUCUGAACUUGUCAAACGUAUCAAAUGUUGCAUGCCAAAAACAGAGGGACACUUCCAUGGCUUAUCUUCUCCUGCAGAGCCUGUCAGCGAACGUCUCAGCUCAUCGCUCUGUAUUCGUUGCUCUAUCGACAAAGCAAGAUAUCUGACAUGCGGAUGUUUCUUAAUAAAAUCAAUGAAGGCGUUUAUAACUGA
This is a messenger RNA of Osmerus eperlanus (European smelt), 3709 nucleotides long. RefSeq names its product KN motif and ankyrin repeat domains 4 (gene kank4). The coding region runs from base 247 to 2964 and encodes 905 amino acids. The record is from RefSeq and is a predicted model, not a curated record. Gene Ontology annotation, molecular function: protein binding. The transcript is spliced from 10 exons. Lineage: Eukaryota; Metazoa; Chordata; Actinopteri; Osmeriformes; Osmeridae. Gene Ontology annotation, cellular component: cytoplasm; cytoskeleton. Gene Ontology annotation, biological process: negative regulation of actin filament polymerization.